Molecule: messenger RNA, 1510 nt
Organism: Helianthus annuus (common sunflower)
Lineage: Eukaryota; Viridiplantae; Streptophyta; Magnoliopsida; Asterales; Asteraceae
Product: glycosyltransferase BC10
Exons: 2
Coding region: 116-1207 (363 amino acids)
Cellular component (GO): membrane
Molecular function (GO): glycosyltransferase activity
Source: RefSeq, a predicted model, not a curated record
CUCUCACCAUCACAAUCAUCUCAUUCAAAACCCCUCAACUUCAAUGACAACCCCUUCACAAACCCUAAUCCACCAUGUCUAAUCCCAUCACCAUCACAAACCGCUCACAAUCACCAUGAUUUCAUCACCAUCUCCAUGGAUCCCCACACUCACCCUUCUCCUCUUAUCCCUCCCAAUAAUCUUCUUCUUCACUUCCCACAUCCUCCCCCCACCCCCACCCCCAAUACUCUCCCUCCCUGACGAACUCGACGAUCUCACCCUCUUCCGCCGUGCUGCCGCCGUCGAUUCCCACCCGACCCACAAACCCAUUUCACGUCUCGGAUCCACCAACCGAAAACCCAAAAUCGCCUUCCUCUUUUUAACAAACACCCCUCUCCACUUUGCCCCUUUAUGGGAAAGAUUCUUUAACCCCAACAAUUCUGUUCAAAUCAAGAAUCUUUACAAUGUUUAUGUUCAUUCUGACCCUACUGUUAAACCCUAUGUUAAACCCCCAGGUGGGGUUUUUUCACAAGAUCGGUUUAUUCCCGCGAAACAAACGUUUCGGGGUACUGCAACCCUAAUCGCCGCCGCACGCCGCCUCAUCGCCGCCGCGAUUAUUGACGACCCGGAUAACAUGUUUUUCACCUUGGUGUCUCAACAUUGCAUACCCCUUUAUUCGUUUCAGUUUGUGUAUAAUUCUUUGUUUGAGAUUAAUGAUCAUCAAGUGGCUGAGUUAAAGGGUUUGAAAUAUAAAAGCUUUAUUGAAAUAAUUGAUCAAGAUGUUAACUUGUGGGAUAGGUAUACUGCUAGAGGGAAUAAUGUGAUGACCCCUGAAGUAAAGUUCGAAAAUUUUCGUGUGGGUUCGCAGUUUUUUACGCUUACGAGGCGGCAUGGGUUGAUGGUGGUUAAGGAGAGGAGGUUGUGGAAGAAGUUUAGGCUGCCGUGUUUGAGACCGCAGUCUUGUUAUCCGGAAGAGCAUUAUUUUCCGACGUUUUUGUCCAAUGUGGAUCCGGAUGGGUGUGCUGGGUAUACGUUGACUCGGGUUAAUUGGACGGAUAGUGUUAAUGGACACCCGCAUACUUAUUAUCCGUCUGAGUUGUCGCCGGAGUUGAUUUUUAAUCUUAGGAGGUCUAGUUUUGCUUUGCCUUAUAUGUUUGCGCGGAAGUUUUCGCCGGAUUGCUUGAAGCCGUUGAUGGAGAUGGCUGAUGAAGUCAUUUUCCGGGACUGAGUUCUUAUGAUUUCUGGUGAGCCGAAACCAGCUCAGCUGGAAUUUCUUUCAACAUAACUGUACAUACAGAUGCUAGAAGAGUACAAUGAGCCAAAUGCAGACACAAUGCGAGGAUGAACGAUUCGACAAAGCUCAAUUGAUGAAGGGUUAUAUAAUACUUGCAAAAACAGAAGCCAAAUAGUCUGCUUUUGGGAAUUGUAACCUCAACUUUUAUGAUAGAGUCUUUUGUUGUUCAUCACUCUUUUGCUUUGUGUUGUUUGUAUAGCUUUUCUGCUGUAGGUAAUGCAUAUUUUUUUGAGUAAA